CUCUGUCAGCUCGCUUUUGACCUUAGAGCUCGCCGCCGCACCGUCGAUGAAGUGUUAUCCGCCUAUGACGAAGCGAGCCAAGAAAUGAGUAAGAAGAAGAAGAAGGUAGACCCACUUGCUUCGGAAGAGGAGAUUCAAGAACUUCAUGAUGUUUCGUCUGGUAUCCAGCCUCAAAGAAUCAACCACUUCAUCCCGAGUUUAAUGCCAGGCUUCUAUGAUUGGAUCUGGUAA
Messenger RNA from Strongylus vulgaris, 231 nucleotides. The record is from the annotation of a GenBank genome assembly. NCBI's taxonomy places the organism in Eukaryota, Metazoa, Nematoda, Chromadorea, Rhabditida, Strongylidae.